GGCCAAUUUUCGGCUGCACGGCUCCAGUGACGGCAAUGGAUCCUCGACAUGCAUGGUUCGUUCGCCUGAAGGAGGCCCUGGACGACUCCCUCAAGCAUGUGACCCUGACGGUCCAGCCGUCGCGCGCGUGUUUGCGUGGACGCAAUCCGUUCACGGUAUACCAUUACACGAUUUCAAAACCAGGGUUUCGAUGGGCCGUCGAUCGUCGCUACUCUGAGUGCCAUCACCUGCGAAAAGACCUGCUUCGGCACUUUCGGCGAACCAGUCAGUCUACUCUCGCCUCGUUUCUCGCCCCAAUUGCCCAUGUCGAUUUCCCCAAGAAACGGUUUGGCGAAGACACCAAGGGCGUCGUCGGCGAGCGACAACUCAAGCUGAAGAAGUUCCUCCGCGUUUGCAUGGAGGUCCGCGCGACUCUGAUGGCAUAUGUCGUCGUUUAUCAGCAUCGAUCGGCAAGUGUUCUCAUCGUCAUUCUCGACCACCUCGAUAUGUUUCUUGGCGUGCCACCGCAACUGUGCGAUGCUGAACGCCGCCUCAUACAAGGUUUUUUAUCGCUCCUGCAGCACCACGAAACACACGCCCCGUUGCCGAUACCGUCUUUGGAUGCAAAAGCAACGCGUCCGUCGUCUCUCGACGACUGCGCGAUCUGUCUCGGCGACUUCGACGACAACGACGCUCACGUUGUCACACUGCCGUGCAAUCACAUGUUCCACAGCGACUGCGUCUUUCCGUGGCUCGUUCGAGAUCAUUCGUGCCCACUGUGCCGCACUAGCGCAGUCGAUUACCCGUAACUCGCAUUGUGCAUGAUACCGCUGACUUGCUGUCGCAGUCGACGCACGUGAGCAUGCGCCCACUUCCGCUUCAGAAC
Molecule: messenger RNA, 865 nt
Organism: Aphanomyces invadans
Lineage: Eukaryota; Oomycota; Saprolegniomycetes; Saprolegniales; Verrucalvaceae
Exons: 1
Coding region: 36-788 (250 amino acids)
Biological process (GO): ubiquitin-dependent protein catabolic process
Molecular function (GO): phosphatidylinositol binding; ubiquitin protein ligase activity
Source: RefSeq, a predicted model, not a curated record